Messenger RNA from Hibiscus syriacus, 545 nucleotides. RefSeq lists its product as uncharacterized. Bases 21 to 545 code for a protein of 174 amino acids. Gene Ontology annotation, biological process: positive regulation of growth. The record is from RefSeq and is a predicted model, not a curated record. NCBI's taxonomy places the organism in Eukaryota, Viridiplantae, Streptophyta, Magnoliopsida, Malvales, Malvaceae. The transcript has a single exon.
GUGAAAUUUUGUUAAGUAGGAUGGAGGAUUUCAGUUUUCUUUGUGGGACUACUCCCGGGGGACUUUUCGUUGAUUGCCUUAGUUUGAGUAGUUCAGCUUUGAGGUAUGUUGAUGAUGAUCGGAGCGUUGAUUGUGAUGACCGAAGUAGACGGAUUCCGGGUUGUUGUAGUGCUGCAAAUGAACGGCUGAAGAGUGAACGGCCGAAUCGCUCUCCUCCCUUUUGUUUGCCCCAACUCAAUGAUCAUCUGAAUGGAAAUCACAGACAACCCAACUGUGGUGUGUCGAGUACUGCUCAAUUUGGUCCUAAAAGUAGGUUAGCUUCAUAUGCUACAACAUCCACCAUUGGAGGUUCGGCUCUUGCCUUGCACCAUGCUAACGUAAUAAUCGUCAUCGAGAAGUUGCUCCGGUACCCUCAUUUGGUCGGUGAAGAAGCUCGAGACGAUUUGUAUCAGAUGUUGCCAAGAAGUUUGAGACUGUCUCUGAGGACUAAUCUCAUGUCCUAUGUCAAGAAUUUGGCGAUAUACGAUGCAUCCGUUGGCUCAUGA